Molecule: messenger RNA, 2801 nt
Organism: Ooceraea biroi (clonal raider ant)
Lineage: Eukaryota; Metazoa; Arthropoda; Insecta; Hymenoptera; Formicidae
Source: RefSeq, a predicted model, not a curated record
UCCGAUAGUCCGGGAAUCCGGAGCGAUGGCAAGCGGGCGAACGCGCACGCAGCAAGUGCUCCGGUGUCUCGCAUGGGGAACAGCCGAAGGGAGAGUGCCCGGCGUCGAUACGAAGAGAAUGGCGAUCAUGGUCUUCUCGCAAGGGAGUCGAUAAUCCAAUCCUCAUGUUGUUGAUUCAGCUCGAACGGAUGAGUCUGCGCUGCAUCGGUGCAACGACUUUGAACUCUCUGCGAGGUCGUUGCUUCCGCAGCAUCCUAUGUGAUGAAUUCUGAUAAUCGCGCCUUGCGUCUCCCCCUUCCUCCGGGUGUUGGGUGUUCAUGCGUGAUGUUAUGAGCUCUAUCAGCUGGCUGUCAGUCUAGAGUUCAGCUAUGGCCGAAGGUGGCACGGAGCCAAAGUCUAUCGACGGUCAGGCUCCUCUUACUCGGGGUCAGUUAGAGAUAAACGAAUGCCUCGGUAACUGGUUGACGUACUUACAGACACUUAACGGCCUAUGUACAGCUGGCACUAAGCUGGCCCAGUCCCUGCAAGCCCUCCUCUCCGUGCACGACACAGUGGCGCAUUGCCGCCUGACAGGCCAGUGCCUGGCUGGAUGGGAAGAGCUGACGAGGGCCACGCACAUCGCCAGCAAUACUGUUAAAAAUCACGUGAUUACUGCUUUGAGAGAUCACGAGUGCCGCGACAAUGAUGGGGACAAGCACGAUAUUCUCAGGGAAAACCUCCUGACGUUUAUAAACUUGCAAUACCAAUUCUGCGUUGCUUGUUGCGAGUGCUUAGGUGGCAUGGCGGAAUGUUCUUGUCAAAGCGGUAGUGGUGAAUGUGACAUCGCCGCGCUUCAGCAAUGCUUCGAGCGUCUCUACAGCUCGCCGAUACCGUCAGUGCCCUCCUCGUCCACUCAACAGUCGGCGCAGAAUUGUCAAAGGUCCCCCUUGCCGUAUUCGUUAUUUCCUCUGCAGGUUCAGAGGAGAUGGUCGGAAACGGCGGCGGCGGAAAUGUCGGGCGAAUCUGCCGAGAACACCAUGCGACGCUGGUCGAUGCCCUGGGACUGCAAGCAUGUUAUAGAAUGGCCGCGUCAGGACGCGAGAUCGAGAUUGAGAGUACCGCAGCAGGAUCGCAGCAGGUCGAUCACGCCAGAUUCAGUGUGGAAAACGUCCACGAUGACUAGUCAAGACGGUCUUCAGGAAGCUAUUCAGUUACUGUCCUGCAAGCCAGGAGUCCGACCGUCCAAUCAACUCUCGGCUUACACUAGUCAGCAUAUCCCGGGCGUCACCUUGACGACCUGCAACUUCGACUCGAAUUACGACUCCACCAUCUGGCCGGGCUCGCGUAGGAUAGGUUCACCUAGAUGUUGGCCUCAGGACUCCAGCGAUCAUUCCGAUCAUUCCGGGCACCGCGAUAGCGAUCACAGUGUUCACAGCGGCGAGCAUAGGGAUUCGGAACAGAGCGGUGCUAGCGGCAGUCAUGGCGAUAGCAAAGACAGCAUUCACUCGCACUGCGAUCAUAGAGAAACCGAAACUGGUACAAUGGACACACUGCCGUCUCGCAAGAGCAGCUCGUCAACCGAUUCCUGCAUUUCGGCGCAUAGCCGAUCGGGCUCGGAAAGUGCGGGUGGCGGGGUAAAUAAACGAGAUCAGUUGUUCCCUAAGUGUUAAGAGCACGGUGAGUGUAUGAGGUCGCAAUUGUACUCGAUGUGGAGCGGCGGUGAUCUGUCCUUCAUCAAGUUGCCGGAAAGCAACGAGGUGCAAGAUGAACAUCCACCCACUUAGAUAUCCGCCACUUGCUGUUUAUUUAGAGUGUAUCCAAAAACAAUCAAUUUUUGGAUUACUGGACCACAAAAUAAUUCUUUCUGAAGAAUCACAAGCUAAGAAAAAACACAGAAGAUAAUAUGGAAUUUUCAUCAAGAAUUUACAUUGUUUCAUUCUAUAGGAAAUUGCUGAGGAAAUCAAGACUGUGGAUAUAUCGAAUGGAUAUAUAAUAUUUUGUGAUCCAAUGAUCCGAACGUACAUCGGCGUCACGAUGAAACUUGUUGAUUCGUUAAUUCACCUAGUGAAUUAGACUUGACCAAUUUUAUUCACGAUGUGCAUACAUGUUUGAUAUCUGUGAACGCGAUACAAUACAUACAGCGCGAGUUAGUACGUGCAUAUUGAUUGUGCAACUAACCAUAAAAAAAUAUAAAGAACGUUAUACACGCAUACACAGAUUUAUGCACACAUAAUGCUCAUUUGGUAAUGUUAUUUAUCAGAUGAGCAUUUUGUGUUAUAUAUCGCUGUAAAUCGUAAAACGUAACGCAAUACGAAUUCAAAACUCCGGUCGAAAAAUCGCAUUUAAACACUGUCUAUUAAUCUGUACUAAAUAUUACGAAAUGGGACUCUCUGAAUAAAAAUAGACUUCCUAUACAUCACGUAACAACGUUCGUAUAUAUAUACAGAUGUACGUAUGAUCCAAUCGGACAGAUUCAUUCUGUUCCUUUGUGAGAGACCCUUCGAAUUUUAAUCGAUACCAAAGUGCGUGUACAUGUAAUUGUUAUUUCCGUCUCAUCGGAAAUAACGGUUAGCGCAAACUUGGGGAGUGUCCUCGCACACCUCGCUAAAUAUCAUUACCCGAUCGUUCCCGAAGCAUAUCACAUUCUAUUCCAACACUUUACAUCGUCCUAAUCGCGAGCUACGCAUACAUUGUCAGAUGUACGGUAUCGUUCACAAAUUCUUGUCCCGCAUAUCCCCGCAUAUGUUACGUAAAUAGAAUUCAGUAUGUCUGCAUGUUACACAAAGGAUGAUCAAAUAUUGUACAAUAAAAAUCAGUAUCGG